AUGUACUUUCAUUGGAGUUAUUCAGGUGUACCAAUCGUAUUUGAAGGAUGGGUUGUCUACAGUCCUGGGUUAUACGCAUUUUCUAUAUUGAUGGUAUUUGCUAUCUGUCUCUUUUCAGAGUACUGGGCCUCAUAUAGACAUAGUUUAAAUAAUCCAAUUACAUCAGAGACUCAACCAUUAAUCAAUGGAACAAAAAAAACAUUUAAACAACAAUACAAUACAUUCCUCUCGAGUCAUUAUUGGAAGACUAUUGUGCACGUGAUUCAAUAUGCCAUCAAUUAUUUCAUAAUGUUGGUUGUCAUGUCAUUUAAUGCCGGUCUUGCAUUUGCUGUCCUAGGUGGUAUCGGAGUUGGUUACUUUAUGUUUGGUAGAAGAAGAGUUAUUAUUGAAGAAGAACUUUGUCAUUAA
This is a messenger RNA of Cavenderia fasciculata, 408 nucleotides long. RefSeq lists its product as uncharacterized. Gene Ontology annotation, biological process: copper ion transmembrane transport. The record is from RefSeq and is a predicted model, not a curated record. Gene Ontology annotation, cellular component: membrane. The transcript has 2 exons. Bases 1 to 408 code for a protein of 135 amino acids. Gene Ontology annotation, molecular function: copper ion transmembrane transporter activity. Lineage: Eukaryota; Evosea; Eumycetozoa; Acytosteliales; Cavenderiaceae.